Messenger RNA from Helobdella robusta, 924 nucleotides. RefSeq lists its product as hypothetical. Gene Ontology annotation, molecular function: protein dimerization activity. Gene Ontology annotation, cellular component: mitochondrial inner membrane. The coding region runs from base 1 to 924 and encodes 307 amino acids. Gene Ontology annotation, biological process: mitochondrial respiratory chain complex III assembly. NCBI's taxonomy places the organism in Eukaryota, Metazoa, Annelida, Clitellata, Rhynchobdellida, Glossiphoniidae. The record is from RefSeq and is a predicted model, not a curated record. The transcript has 2 exons.
AUGACUUCUAACCAAAAUUUGUGUCAAUCACCUAUAAUCGAUAGUCGCUUUUUGAAAAAUGAUCUGGAAAAUAUAUUUGAGUUUGAAGAAGAAAAUGGACAAAAAAAGUCAGCUAGAUACUAUUGCGAACAAGUUGUAGCUGCUGCAGGAACAAAAGAUUUAGAACUUAGCAAAGAUGAAUGGAAUGAAGUAAAAAAUAUCAGAGAUGUUUUGGAGAAACCUAAUAUCACUACAGUUGCCCUUCAAGCUGCUGAUCUUACUCCAGGUAUGUUUAUGAAGGAGUGGUGUAAACUUGAAAAAUGUUUGGAAGAAAAUGGAGAAUAUGUUGCGCUAGGAAUUUUAUCUUCUAUGAGAAAGCGGAAAGAAAAGCUUUUACACAACACACAUUUUCUUGCUGGAGUGUAUGUUGAUGCUAGAUACAGAAUCUUAUUGAAUAAAUCAGACAAAAUCAAAGCCAGAGAAGGUUUGGCUGAUAUUCAAUUGCGAUUAAAAAGAAAAAAAGUAUUUGAUUCAGCAAAAGAGUCAAAAUCUGUUAAUGUGUCCCAGCCAACAUGUGAUUUAAAUUUUAUCUCUGAAGAUGAUGAUGAUGAUGAUGAUUUUCAAAAUGAGCUAGAUAGAAGAGAAAACACACGCAAAAUUUCUAUGAAAUCACACAUUGAAAAGGAUUGUGAAAUACAAAGGCAUUUUGAAGAGGACUGUAAAGCUAUUGAGGAUGUUGGAAGAAUAAAGGUGAAUGUCUUCGAAGCCAUUGCACAUUAUCCAGAUCGAAUCAGACAGUCAAGCAGAAUAGCUGCAAGUAUGCCAACAUCACAAGCCAGCGUUGAAAGAUUAUUUUCAGCUUUGAAAUUAAUACUAAGUGAUAACAGACAAUCGAUGAAAGAAGAUUUGCUUUCCGCUAUUUUGUUUAUUAGAAUGAAUGAUUGA